AUGUCCGACCCCAACACCCUUUCCACAGCAGACUUUGAGCUGGAGGAUGGCCCAGACACUCCCCUUACAGGAGGAGGCACAACGGCCGCUCCUUUUCGCUCCCCUUACCGCUUACCAGCCAGCGAGCAGCUCCGCGGCGUCGCCAACCGUAUCAUCUUCAGCCGCUAUUACAUUCUCUUUUAUUUCGUCAUGAUGAGUCUCAGUCUGACAACUGUCGUGCUCAGCCUGAUUGCUACAAGCCAGCACCAGUGCCCACCCUUUGCCUGGAACGUACUCGAGGUUAUCAUCAACAUUCUCAUGGUCGCCGAGGUGUCGACGAGGUGGAUUGCCUACGGCAAGAAAUAUCCAAUGACUCUCCUCAACAUUGUCGACUUGCUUCUCGUCCUCUUUUGCGUCGUAACCCUCCUCCUCGUUUUUGUGAAUCCAUGCGGCGAGGGCACGCACAAUGAAGAACUUUUGGAUACUAUCCUACUGGUCAUUCGCAACGCCGUCCAGUUCUUGCGCCUAGGCAACAUUCUCAGGCGCUCGGGCCACUCCAUUUUGAAGCCUCCCAAGCCGAUGGACCUCACUCAAGCCCGUGCUGCAUCAAUUGCUCUCGAGAUGGACCUGGACCUCGACGAUGAAGAGGCUGUUGCUGAGAGAACUCUUACCAGCGGCCGUGUCCGCGGCGGGUUAUACCAACCGAUCUACGCGGACGAACCACGAACCCAUUCCCCAUCUCCCUCCGCCCUGACGGCAACAUCCAACGUUGCGUACAAUGCAGGGAGGGAAGAACUUGGAGAGGAAGAUCAGGAGAUGUGGGACCGCUUCCACUAG
Apiotrichum porosum is the source of this 816-nucleotide messenger RNA. RefSeq lists its product as uncharacterized. Gene Ontology annotation, molecular function: monoatomic ion channel activity. The transcript is spliced from 5 exons. Gene Ontology annotation, biological process: monoatomic ion transport; transmembrane transport. Bases 1 to 816 code for a protein of 271 amino acids. Lineage: Eukaryota; Fungi; Basidiomycota; Tremellomycetes; Trichosporonales; Trichosporonaceae. The record is from RefSeq and is a predicted model, not a curated record. Gene Ontology annotation, cellular component: membrane.